AUGUCAAGAGUUUUAACGUUGGAAUACUACCAUCAGCGAUCCUCGGCCACGGCCGGUCCCCCAAGGACCACGGCUUCUGAACCCCCGCCUUGGGCCGUAUUGUUUCCCCAGGAACAAGUACUCUCAGGUUCUCCGCCAGUUUCAUUUCCAAACAGGCACCAGUCAGUAGCAGCAUCGACGACGUCUCGAGGAUCGUCUGCACCAAUUUUCACUCCUGAGUCGAGUCGCUCUCCAUCUAUCGUCAGAAGUGACACCUUGUUUCCGGAACCAAUAUUGCCGAGACGAGUGUCUCCAGAUGAGCCUAUUCCAUCAGUUGAGACUGAGGCAUGGACAGAGUCUCCAAUAUCUGGAGCGUCGAUCCCUCGUACACCGAAUACUCGCCCAGGGGCUGCUCGAGCAUCAACCUCCCCGCUGACAUCAGCUCCGCACUCUCCACUCUCCUAUAGGGCUGCCGAUAGUCUCCCUGGAGAACGAUAUCCAGCGCGGGACUCCCCCGAAAUUGGAAGCAUCACUGAUCGUCUGGAUCGGCUGAUUAUCGAACGCCUCGAUCGCACACCAGUAGAUAUGGGGUUGUCCGAUAUUAGAGCCGCACUGUCAAAUCUGUUCGACGAUGCUGGGCGACGGACUCCUCAACCAAGCAAUCCUACGCCUGCUUUUAGGCAAAGCUCCUUGACCCCGCGCCCUCCUCGUCGAUCGCGGGGACGUUCUGAAGCAGCCCUGGUGUAUCAUGAUGUCAAGGACGAGGAGUUGCCAGAGAGUCGUUUCUACGACCCAGCGGUCCAAAAUGCCAUCAAGAACGCCAAGGCAUUGAUGACUCAGUUGGCAGGUGUUCUCGAAGACAGCCCUCUUCACAUCAACCCCGAUUCAACAAUCAGACGACUGUAUGGCCAAGCACUGGAUCUGUCCCAAUUUGAAGGACCUUCGACGCGGACUGUUGGGUUUGUUGGAGAUUCCGGCGUUGGUGAGCGUCUAAGCAAUAGCGGGGCCGCAUGCACCUGCGUUGUUACCGAGUAUCACCAUAAGGACGGGGAUGCUUUCACUAUUGACGUGGAAUUAUUCAGUCAGGAUGAGCUCAUGGAUCAGAUGAAGGAACUGCUUCAAUCGUAUCGAAUGUUUCACCUGAACGCGGGAGAAUUGAGGAGAAAUGAUGAGGCGGCAACAGUUGUCGAUAUUGAAGAGCAAGCAAACGUCGCUCGGGACACUUUCCGGUCCCUGUUCCGCGGUCAGCUGGCGAGCGAAGACUUCCUUAUCAAUGAGGAGGAAGCCACUGUUCUAAGAACCUUUCAUUCCUGGCUGCGGAGAGUGGACCUACCGCUUGAAGGAAGACAUGAGAAGCCUUCGCGGGAUAGUUGCGCUGCUUUCCUGAUGUAUCUGACAUCCGAAUCGGUAGAUACACGAACGCCAGCUGUUUGGCCUUUCGUCCGUAAGAUCAAGGUAUUUUUGCCCUCACAUAUUCUGAGUAAGGGUCUAAUCCUCGUCGACCUUCCUGGACUGCGUGACUCCAACUCGGCACGGAGACUUAUCACCGAAAGAUAUCUGGUCGAAUAUGAUGAGAUUUUUGCCAUAUGCAACAUUGGGCGGGCAACUACAGAUGUCGGUGUGGAAAGUGUCUUUGAACUUGCGCAACAGGCAGGGUUGUCCAAAGUUGGGAUCGUCUGCACAAAGUCUGAUGACAUUCGAGUUGAAGAAGCCAUGAAAGAUUGGCGAGGCCGACACGCAGAUCGUAUCCAGCAACUGAGCAAUGCAGUUUCAACCACUGAGGCAGACAUUGAGAAUAUCAAUCUUGACCUGGCGGAAAUUGACGAGUUGGAGAUGACGGAACUGACAGACGAGGAACAAAGAGAAUCGAUUCGACUCCACAACGAACAGAGGCGAACCAAUGCGGUUUUGAAGAAGAAUUUAUUCGAACUAAAAGAGUAUCUGAUAAAGACCCGCAAUGCCAUUGUCACCAGGCAACUUCGAACAGCUUACGAAGACAAGAUUGCAGGCGGAAACCUGGCGGUGUUCUGCGUUAGCAACAUCCUAUACUGGGAUGAACGACAUAAGCCGAGAGACGUGGCCCUCCCAUCACUGCAGCUCAGCGGUAUCCUUGCUCUACGAAAGCACUGCCUCGGCAUCAUUGCGGACAGUCAGUUGAGUAUUGCCAAGCGAAAUAUCGAUAACGACAUUCCCGCUAUGCUUGGAGAAGCUGCAUUGUGGGUUGAGUCUGGUGCAGGAAGCACCGGUGCUGAACAAAAGCUCCAUAUUCGCGACACGCUGAAUUUGAUCGAGUCUCGGUUGAAGAGGGACUUGACAAGAAGGAACUCAGAUCUCAGCCUCGUUGGGACGUCGAUCAAAGAUGACUUCAGGAUACGAAUCUAUGAUAAUCGACGCAACAAUACAUGGAUGACUGCAGCGGCGAAUGCCGCCUUGGAAUGGGAUCCUUGGGCGCCUGGGACCUAUUCAGCGUUCUGUCGCAAUUUCGGGAACCAUCGUACCAGAAUUGCCGGCUGGCAUGAUUGGAAUCAGGAGUUGAUUUGCACCAUGGCUAGAGAUGUGACGCCUCAGUGGGAUUCGGUGUGCACAUCUUGCAGGACCAGACUGGAGCAGAGCUGUCGUCUGAUCCAGAGCCAGAUGGACUGGGCACUGGAAUUUCUUGAAAAUGAGCUUGAGCUUUUUCCUGGAGUCACCGAUCUCCUUCAGGAAACUUUGAUCUGCCACAAGAAUAUCAUGGAGUCCCAAGUAGAGGAUCUCACGGAUAAAACCGGCGCUGACUUGAACUCGCUACGUAUUGACGUACUUACCGGCAUUCGAACGUCCAUACUUGGUCAAGCGAUGGAGACCCCUUACAGGAGGUGUAACGCGGAAUAUGAUAAGUUGAGAUCAUACAGCCCACAUCUUGGAUUCAAGAGCAGAAUGAGGCUUUUAGCGGAUAACGUACAAACCGAGCUACAAGCUAUCGUCCGUGAUGGGUUGGCUGCGAUUACGUCGGUUCUUGACCUGAUCAGGAAUGACAAUGUUGCGACAGAAAGCGAGGAGAACCCCGAGUUGAGACGCCGCUUGGAACAAGAGAUCGCCACGAUCAAGGAACGGAUGAGACGGAUCAUGGAUAUCAUGGAUGGCUCGGUUCCAGGAAAGAGCCUGAUGAUGUGUCUAUUCCGAUCAUUCAACACGAAAAUGCCGCCAAUCUCAAAGCAGCCACAAUCAUAUUAUGAGACUUAG
Molecule: messenger RNA, 3201 nt
Organism: Colletotrichum lupini
Lineage: Eukaryota; Fungi; Ascomycota; Sordariomycetes; Glomerellales; Glomerellaceae
Exons: 16
Coding region: 1-3201 (1066 amino acids)
Source: RefSeq, a predicted model, not a curated record